Molecule: messenger RNA, 519 nt
Organism: Gambusia affinis (western mosquitofish)
Lineage: Eukaryota; Metazoa; Chordata; Actinopteri; Cyprinodontiformes; Poeciliidae
Gene: cdkn1ca
Product: cyclin-dependent kinase inhibitor 1Ca
Exons: 2
Coding region: 1-519 (172 amino acids)
Biological process (GO): regulation of cell cycle
Cellular component (GO): nucleus
Molecular function (GO): cyclin-dependent protein serine/threonine kinase inhibitor activity
Source: RefSeq, a predicted model, not a curated record
AUGAAUAUCAGAUGCAGAGAGUCUGUUUGCAGGAACCUCUUCGGACCAGUGGACCACGACCAGCUGCGUCAGGACUUACAACUGAAACUGAAGGAGAUGAUGUCGCAGGACAGCCAGCGUUGGAACUUCAACUUCCAAUCUGAGACGCCGCAGCUUGGCAGAUUUCAGUGGGAGGAAAUACUUGCAGGUCGUGCCGCCUCUUUCUAUCAGGAGUCCCCACAGCCAGUGGUUGAAGUUAAUUCUCCAAGAACUGAGGACGGUGGUAGUGAGAACAAUAAUGAUGAACACCUUGGCACAAACCAAGAAAACUAUUUAAGUGUGUCCAACACACUGAAGCAUCCUGCUGAAAGAAUGCCUACAAGAACAAAGCGGUCACUCUCCAAACCUGUAGCAAAGUCCAAUGAUGCAAGAAUUACAGAUUACUUUGCAAAGAGAAGACGGUCAACAGAAGCUAAAAGCAUCGUCAGUCUUUUUCACACCAAUUUCAACAAGGAAACUCAGUGCGGGACAAUAAGAUGA